GUGCCGCGCGCGCGUUCGUGAGCGCCAAAAAAUUGAGAACCUUCAACAAAUAAAGACCGAGACAUAAGCAAAGGUGGUUAUCCUUGUCGACAGAAGAAUUGAAAAAAGAAAUAAUGAUGCGACCUCGCUGCCUGGUGUCCUUUUUGGGCCUCUGCCUGGUAAUCAGCCUGGGAAUGCGUUGCGAUGCUAGAGCGGUGAACGUGAGCAACACCUGGACGAUGCCGCAGGAGGGUCUGAACGUCUUCUAUCGCUUCUUCCGCGAUCGCAUAUCCUGGUUCGAAGCCGAUGCCGUCUGUCAAUUUCAUCACGCCAAUCUGGUGACGGUCGACAACAGUUUUCAAUUCGAUGCAACGCGCGACCUGCUGAGGGAAUUGGAUGUGAACGACAUCGUUUGGAUUGGUCUCAUGCGACCGCAGAACUCGGAUCGUUUUAUGUGGUCGAACUCGCGUCCCUUGGUGGCGGAUACUGGUUACUGGGCCGAAUCCCUACCCCUGAUGGAUGCUCCGCUCUGCGCCGUAAUCGAUCCCAUUCGAGAUUACCGCUGGCACGCCCUUCGCUGCGGUGGACCCGAAACGGCCUCCUUCCUCUGCGAAAUGCCAGUUCCCAGCUGGGCGGAUGCUUGCAUACUGAAGGACAUGCCCAAUUUAACCAUGCAGUAUAUGGCGGAUACGGCCAGCAUCGAGCUGAUUCGCAAUUGCCAGGAGGAGGGACUGCUGCGACACACCUGCAAGGGCAAGGAGGAUCGUGAGCGUGCCAUUCGACAGCUAAUCUGUCCCAAGGAGCGUCUGGAGGCGCAGCGCAUCAACGACAUCACAAACUCGCACUUCAAGUCGCUGCAGAUCAUCAACAACAUCCACACUGAUAACAAGGAGAACAACGACAUCGAUCUGCUGCCCAACUAUGGCCGCCGAUCUGGAAUGGCCAUUAACAUCGAGGUGGCGCCACCAGUGCCACCCGUUUCGGUUCCCGGAUUGGGAGAGCUGAUGCAGGCGGAUGCUCCGGGCGCCGUAUCGCUGUCCGGACUGUAUCGCAUACCGGAUCUGGUGCCCAAGCCGGUGAAGAAGGCGGCCAAGAAGGUGAUCACGCCGGACUUUGCCAAGAAGCUGCAGGGUAACCAUCAGCAGCAGCACAACCAACAGCAGCAGCAGCAGCAGCAACAGAAGUCGCGCAAGUCGCUGGUGCAUCAGCACGAGGAGGAGCUGAUGAUGGGCGAUCAGCCGGCACUAAGUGAGGAGCAACUGCCUCCGGGCAUGGGAAUGGGUCUUGGUAUUCGAAUGCCCCUUAACGAGGAUGACAGUAAUAGCGAUGCAUCCAACGAGAUAUUCGAGCAUUUGCCGCACAAGAAGAAGAUCCUGCCGCAGGAUCUGCGCACCAUGGCGCCAAUUCCUGAAGCCAAAUCGCCAGCGAUGACAACAACUACACUGAAGACGACCACUUUGGCGGCACCGGCAACAGCAACAACCACUACACCAACAACAACGACAACGGCGACGGCAGCAACUGAAGUGGUGACCACACCGAAAGCAGUGGACACCACAAGUUCACAGGCGCCGGCAACAACCACGCGGCCAACAACAACGGUUAGAACCACCACGAUUACAACCACCACUACAACAGCAACAACUACGCCCAAAACGGAAGAGACAACAACAACAACGACCAAGAAACCAGAGCCAACAACCAUGGUGGCACCACGAACAACAAAAACAUCAGCAACCGAAGCGGCAGCAGCAGCAGCAGCAACUAGCACAACAACAGCAGCAACUUCCGCUGCAACAACAACAACAACGAGCGCAGCAGCAGCAGCGACAGCAACAACAACUAGCCAUGCCACGCCCACGGACAAGAGCAACAGCAACAACAUGGCACAUCCCAUACAUCCCUCGCAGCAGCAACACCACCAACAACAGAUACUGCACGAAGGCGCCACGGUGCAGCAGCAACAUGCCACGCACGUCAACGAGUCCGCCGACAAUACGCGCUUUAUACCGCCAAUGCUGCUGGUGAAGUCGCACUACGUGCCGCCGGCCAAACAUGCCAGCGAGCAUGCGACCACAACAACACGAGCGACAACAACGUCCAGUACGACAACAGCAGCAGCAGCAACAGCAACUACACCUGCAGCAGCAGCAACAUCGACCAAAGAGGAAGUGCAGCCAUCAACAGUCACGUCAUCGAAGGAACUGACAGCAGCAGCAGCAACAACAUCAGCUGCAGCAGUCGCUGACACUGUGGCAACAUCAACCGUGACAGCGACAACAGGUGCAGCUGUGGAGGUGACAACAAGCGUGAAAGUAGCUGAAGACACCGCAGCAACAUCAGCAGCAACGGUAAUUGCCAGUGAAGCGCCACCAGCAGCCGCAGCAGCAGCAGCAACAACAACAACAACUACUGCUACCAGAGCAGCCGCAGCUAAUGAAAUCAAAUCGAAUGCCACAGCAGCUGCAGCAACAACAACAGCAGCAGCAGCAGCAGCAGCAGCAACAACAGCCAUUCCGAAGCCAGUCAGGGAGUUCAGAUAUCCGCGAGUGAAUCAGGGAUCCUUCAAGGUGGACAACAACGGCAUGGGCAGCCCCGAGGAGGAGGAGGAGGACGAGGAGGGCCAUUUGGAGACCGAGGCGGCCACAACGCGACACAACUUCCUGGAGGAGACCGAGGCGCCAUUCAAGCCAAAUCGACGACGCUCGCUAACCAAACCGGAAACGGUUAGCUAUUUCAAGAAGAUCUUGGGCUAAAGACGCCCGGAGCCGCGUUGCUGCAACCGUAAUCCGCACUAGUAACCGUAAACGUAAACGUAAUCGUGACAGUAACCAACUGUUAAACCAUAAAUAAGAAAAAUGAUGAUGAAGUAAGACGUAAGAAGUACACUCCCUGCACAGCCACGUAAUUGGUCUUCAAAAUCAGAGCAAAUUGAAACAGUUGUUGGCAUUGCCCCGCUGGCCAUUUCCUUCCUUUUAAAAGUCUCCCCAGGAACCCCAGGAACCCCAGGAACCCAGACCCCACAACAUCCCGCAUCCACAUUCCGGCCAAAAGUUUGCGGAGCUACCGCUGCUUCCCAAAGACUUGUGUCUCCGGCAGAAAUGCCGGAAAUCCAAGCGGAAACCCAAAAGAAAACUCAACUCAAGUCGACUCGACUCCAGUUGCAAGUACCGAAAUAUGUCAAUUUUUCACCGGAAAAAAGCAAAAAAGCAAGUAAAUGCAAACAAACAAACACGCACACUCAAAAGCAGAUACAGAUACAGAUACAAAUACAGAUAACAGAUACACUUACAGCCGGGGAAAGUGCAAAGUCUGUCAGGUGGGGAUGAAAAAAAAAAAAAAA
This is a messenger RNA of Drosophila mauritiana, 3322 nucleotides long. Its product is annotated as nuclear pore complex protein DDB_G0274915. The record is from RefSeq and is a predicted model, not a curated record. NCBI's taxonomy places the organism in Eukaryota, Metazoa, Arthropoda, Insecta, Diptera, Drosophilidae. The coding region runs from base 114 to 2735 and encodes 873 amino acids. The transcript is spliced from 7 exons.